Aspergillus aculeatinus CBS 121060 is the source of this 2487-nucleotide messenger RNA. RefSeq lists its product as uncharacterized. The coding region runs from base 442 to 2487 and encodes 681 amino acids. NCBI's taxonomy places the organism in Eukaryota, Fungi, Ascomycota, Eurotiomycetes, Eurotiales, Aspergillaceae. The transcript has 2 exons. The record is from RefSeq and is a predicted model, not a curated record.
AUCCGUACUCCUACCUACCGUCGAGAGCCAUUGCAGUCAGUAUGUGAUAAAUCAUGGCUAGCAGAGGCCAACUCCAGCCACAUGCACGCCGCACAAUGCUCUCUUGAACUAUUCGAGACAUUCCUUAUGACCUGGUCUUCAUAGUUACGAAGUUCAGCUUCCGCUCAUCUUCAGCCCGCCAAAGAUGGAUAUAGAGUUCAGCAAAUUGCAUUAGCUGGUUUAGCCGCUCUUGCACAGCAUAGCAUUUUUGCUUUUGGUGGCAAGAUGUUCAGCUGCAGUCUCAUCCAGCCUUUGCAGUUCUGACUUCAUAGUACAAUCAUCGUCUUUUUUUAGGGUGCAUAUAUAGUGCCCCCCGGACCACAAUUCUUGCUUUUAGCCUCUCAUCGUCCAUCUUCUGCUUAGGAUUCUGACAGUUUAAACAACGCUCAACCACUUAUUACAAUGUCGGGCCCACCAGAAGGAGUGGUCUGGUUUCCCAAAAAGCUUUUCUCUGUUUGGUGGGACUCAAAGCUACAUAUUAGCGAUGAGGAUCGUAUGAAAGAGCUCAAGCGAGAAGGGGAGGACUUUUAUAAGUUUCUUUGGGUUGAUAUCACGGUCAACGCGAAAGUCGAAGACAAAGACAAGCCAAAGAAGAAGCAUCCGCGCACUGAAUUUGCUGUCGGCGGGGCGACGGCAAGCUACGACAAAAUCUCCGCUCUGUAUGGCAGGGAUGCUAGCAACCCAACUCGGAUCGUGACCUUGCAUCAAGAUGGGAAUCUGUUCGCGCAGCCGGAACAGGCAUAUUUGGUACACUUCCCCAUGCCGACUCCCGAGGAGCGAUUCCUGUGGCUGGACCUCACCUAUGCAAUUCGUGGGGUAUACCUCCCACAGUGUUGGAACUGCCCGUGGCCGUACGAAGAUUUGGUCCAGCUGAUCCGACUGGAUUUCAAACAUCGAUCUGUUCAGAUUCCGUUCGCCAUCCCGUACAGCUCAAAGCUUUAUCCCCAGCCGGAAAGAGAUCUUUUGCCGGAGCAAAUUGACAGAGCUGGGCUCGAGAUCAUGCCGGAAAAGACCAUCGUGGACAACGUACUGCAUCCGAUCUUACAAACUACGACCCGGUUCACGAAGAAGAUACUUGGUGAGAAGGCAACUAAUUCGGAUGGGGAGCCUUCUCACGAGGCUCUUUUCCAAGGUUCAGACGCAGAAACAAAACGAGCCAAGGAAGAUCUCCGCAAAUGGCUAGAUAGCUGCAAAGGCAAGGGCCCACAAGAUCAAUUGGCCAAGGCCAGAGACCUCGAUGCAUUAGCCAAGAAGUACAAUGUUGAUCGCAAUCCCAAAUACUAUCGUGCGGAGGUCGACCAAGAAGAUCUCAGCAAAAGCCCCAGCGGCAAAUUCCAGGAAUCCCUGAAAAAAUGGAUGUUGGAUUUCUGGGCUGAAAAUCGGCCACAUCUCUUUGGAAAUCAGAAACAUGCAGCCUCCGCCGCGCUAGUCGCAGAGAAAUGGUCGCAGGAGAUAGCUGAAAAGCCUGAGUUCAAGAAUCUUACUGUUCAAAGUCUUUUGGCACAAAGAGACACCGGAGAACGUGAGAGAUUAGUCAAGGCGCUCUCCGACGCGGUCAAUGCCGGGCCCACGGGAUGGAAGGUCAUCCCCAAGCCCAAACUCGGUCCUGUGGAUUCUUUCGGUGCUGCCAUCACGGAGAUGGGGGCUUUCUUGAAACUUGACUUUGGGGACGUCUUCGAAUUCAACCUGGGAAAAUGGGUGCUGAAAAUGGCAGACUGGAAUCAGUUUGACGACGAGUUAUUUGGCCUGCCAAAGUACACCCCAUGGCCUUGGUAUCAGCGACGGGCAUUGCUCUCCUCUCCCGGCGGUCAGCCUGAUAGUAUUGUGACCGGCCACAUUGACUUCACCACGAACCCUACCUUUGGCCUGGGUCUUGGCCAUGCGGACGUGACGCUCCGACUGGACGUUACUGAAUUGAUGUGCAUUCUGCCUAUGCCAGGGGAGGUAUACACCCGUCAAGGGGAAGAAGAAGUUGGGUACCAGAAUGUCUCUGCAAAAGGCGAGAAAGGACGACCAAUUGACUUUUACAGUCGUGACCUUGUUCUCGCCUUUCCCGCUAGGGAGGUGAAGACCAGCUCUGCGACAAAGGACAUGACACCAGAUCAUGGAGUUAUCACUUACAAUGGCAAGACUUUCCCUGAUAUCAUCAAGCGCGAGUACGGCUUGGUCAUGAACUACAAUAUCACCGAGUCGACCCCUUGGGAGAAACAACUUGCGCUUUUCAUGGUUCAGAUCCUGGCCGUCGCAGCGGACGCUAUCCCCGUCGUGGGACCUCUCGUUUCAUUUACCAUCUACAUGGGAGGUAAUUCGAUCAUCGAUGCUGCAUGGAUCUCGCAGUACGAGAACUCGAGCCCGCCAGUUUUUGCGUUGCUGUAUUCUCAGAGAAGUAAUGUGGCGAAGUACAAGACGAAGGUAGCGCCGAAGUUCAAUUUCAAAUUGACCCUCUGA